UAGAGCUACUUCCCCCCCUUUGGACAACUAGAGAAGGAUGAAGUGUCCUCCGGUUAACGUGUCUCCUUGUAAACAAUUUGAUUAGAAGUGGAAUUGAGCUUUCUACUUUCUCCCUUUUUUUCUUCUAAAUUACAAUUGUUUCUAAAUAAACAAUAACAAGGUUUGGCUUCUGCAUUUGAUUAUCAAUAUGGCUGAGGGCGAUUCGGAUAUGGACGAUACUGCAAUGUCUGACGAUGAUCCUAAUGAUUCUGAUUAUGAUCAAGAAAAACUGACGUUGAAAGCGAAAAAAAUUAAACGUGGAACCAAUGGGAAAUGGAAACUUUAUUAUGAUACUAGAUGUUUUAAAAAAGAAUGGAUAGACUUAUUUCCAUGGGUUGAAGAAGAUCCAGAUGACCCCAAAUUUGCUAUCUGUAGAGCCUGUAAUAAGAAAAUCAAAGCACACAAAGGUAUAUUGGACACUCAUCAAAAAACUAAAAAGCACUUGAGAAACCUCUCGGGCUCUGAUGAUAUUGAGGAUGACGAUGAGCCCAAAAAGACUGAGAGAUCAACUGACCCUAAAUCAUAUGGAACAACUCAACCUACAGUUGAGCAGAUUCUUAGUGAUGACCAAUUCAGCUUUUUUACUGAAUCUCCAAUAGAUGCGGCACAUCAAGCUAUUACGAAUUUAAUUGACAAGCUGGUUGAGAAAUACCAUGAAAAUAGAGUUGAAAAUCUUAAGGAGCAGAAUGAAACACUUAAACAUUUAAAUCAAGCAAGAUCUCAUUUAGUCCAAUCUGAAAACCAGAGGAAAUUUGAAAGGCGCAUAAUUCAUGAAGCUCAUAAGAGAGAAGCAGAAGCGAUUCAGUUGAAAUUUAUGCAGCAGGAACAUGAGUUGAAGAUAAAUUGCAUGGAAAGAGAAAGGGAUGCUAAACUUAAAGCAGUGGAACAACAGCUUAUGUUUGCUAGACAAGAAUAUGAGAGGAAGGUUAAACUUUUGGAUCAACAACUUCAAUCUAUGAAAUGAAGAAAGUUGAAUGUGUUGUUUUAUAUUAUCAUUCACCCAUUUAUCAUUGAUAAACUUUUCAAGCAAACUGUCAUGUCCCAUUAAUGUUUGAAAUAAACUACUGCAUUUAUUGAAAAUAUAAAAGUUUCUUUCUUUUCUUUCUUUUUUUUUCCCUUCUUUCUUCUUCUUCUUCUUUUUUUUUUUUUUUUGAAUUUAUUGAAAAUGAAAUAUAUUUUUAAGGCAUAAUUGCUGACCCUUUCCCUAUUUAAUUAUUUUGUACCUUAUGUCUUAACUAGUGCUUGUAUAAGUUCUACUGUUAUUUAAGUAUAAAUUUUUCAUUAUUUCAAUUAUCUUAGGUUUAUUUUCAUGUUUACUUACAAAACAUCAAUUUAAAAAUUUGCACUCUUUAUUUCCAUGUGAAAUUUCUACUUUAUCAAAUUAUAUAUUGAUUUACAUAAAUUAUUAUUAUUAUAGUUACUAGUAUUUCUUGUAUAUUAAUAUUUUUCCUUAAAAGAUAAAAAAUUGAAAUAUUUGAUUAUU
Argiope bruennichi is the source of this 1522-nucleotide messenger RNA. RefSeq lists its product as uncharacterized. The transcript is spliced from 4 exons. Bases 188 to 1003 code for a protein of 271 amino acids. NCBI's taxonomy places the organism in Eukaryota, Metazoa, Arthropoda, Arachnida, Araneae, Araneidae. The record is from RefSeq and is a predicted model, not a curated record.